AUGGACGGUGAAAACAAAUUUGAUGAUACCAGCAAGAAGUUCCGAAGACGUAUGGAAGAAGAGAAGGCAAAGGUCCGUAAAACCAUAUUCAUUGAUGAUGAGAUGCCCACAACCAGUAAAAGAGGAAAGACCAGCAACAAACCCAGAAAAACGGCAACGUACUUUCGUAUGAGCACAGCAAAACCCCAAGCAACAGUCAGGACGAAAGAUAAAUUGCCGGAGAAGAUGAAGGAUAAUAGCAGUAAGAAGAGACAGUCAACAUCAAAAGGAGAAGAUAGCUCAUCCAAUAAAAAUAAAGUUCCUGUUUGCGACGAUAAGAACGAAGAAGUUAUCAUACUGUCAUCGGACGAAGAAGAAGACAAUGGCAAAGGAUGUUGCCAGGAAGAAAAUGUAACCCCUAAUUUAGAGGAAAAUAUACCACCCACACCUGGUAACGAUGUAAUAUACUCGCCUGUAUAUACGCAACCGAAUAAUAGUGAGGCUCGGGCUAAUGAGGAGCCAGAACCGUGGUUCAGUCCGCUUUAUGACGAACCAGAAGUCCCAAUAACGCCUGGAAGAUCAAGUUACGAGGUAUAUUCACCACCGUUCGACAACAAUGAUUGCAGCGAAGAAGAAUUGUUGCCACAACCAGAAGAUGAUAUAGAGAUGCCAUCUCCUGAGGAAAUGGAAGAAAUCUUCCGUUCUUCAUUUGGACACUUGGACGAAACUCUGUGUCCCCGUCAACCAUCACCAAUUACAUCAGAUGGUUCGUCAACAUCGUCAACCCCAAGAAAAAGGAGAGGCUGGUUCACCAUUGACAUAGAAGACAAAAGAUGUCACAACUUUUGUGGACAUAUGGGAUAUCAAAGAGAAAUUAUUUACCGAUUCUGGGUCGACAAUAGUAAACAACAUCCAGAAAUCGAUGCAGACGCAGAUGCAAAUAAUAAAGAAAAUCAAUACCUCGAUUCGCCCAGUUCAUCCCAAUUGUCGUGGUUAGAAGUUUCACCAAACCCCAGACUGGUCACCAUCUCUCAAACACCCAUGAGACGUUUAUCACAGAGCUCAUCGGAUAAUUCACCGAUCGUUACUCCCGUGAUAUCAUUGUUUUCAUCCCCAAUAUUGUCACCGCUUAAUCUGUCCGCAGUAUCGUCAGUUGGGUCACAAAAUUCAAAGAAAUCGCAGAUUAGUUUACUGUAUUUUGUUCCAAACAGUGCUACACCCGAACGAUUUUCGUCAAACACGGUAGAAGAAUACCCGCUACAUUCUCCAAAUCUGUCUACAUCACCCUCAUCAUCAUCAUCAUCAUCACCCUCAUCAUCAUCAUCAUCAUCACCCUCAUCAUCAUCAUCAUCCUCAUCAUCAUCAUCAUCACCCUCAUCGUCAUCACCAUUAUCGACUAAACCAUCAACACUUCAGUCAUCAGCACAUCCGGUCAAUAACGAAAAGGAACGUAUGCAGCAAAUAGUAGAGAGCAGUGAGCACAGUCCAAUGAAGUCACCAACAGUACAACCAAUUCGUUCCUCGCCUGAAGGAUGGGACGAUUUAUCGCUAAUGCCAAAGGAACUAUGUGCCAAAAUAAAAGACAUUUGCAGUACUAGAAAGAGAGGACAACGUGUCAAAUUUUUAUUUACUUUUUAUGACCAAAUAUAUAACGUAACCAUAGCAAAGAGUGGAAACGCAAAAGCAGAGUUACUAAAGUGA
Molecule: messenger RNA, 1680 nt
Organism: Calliphora vicina (urban bluebottle blowfly)
Lineage: Eukaryota; Metazoa; Arthropoda; Insecta; Diptera; Calliphoridae
Exons: 1
Coding region: 1-1680 (559 amino acids)
Source: RefSeq, a predicted model, not a curated record